CGGGGGCCGGGGCGCGUCCCCGCGGAAUGCGGGAAUCCAGAGCCCCGGCGAUGCGGACGCGGUUUCCCGGGGAAAGCGGGGAUCCAGAGCCCGCUGGGCAGUGUCGGGAGAAACAGGGAGAGCGGCGGGCCGCAGCAGUGGCUUUUGCCGGCGUCUGGGGGGUGCGGAAGGGAAGGGAGUACCAGGGCAGACCCUCCACUUGGGCAUGGCCUGAAAUGUCAGAGCGGUUUAGGCUGGAUAUUACAAAAAGGCACUUCAGCCAGAGGGUGGCUGGAACGGGCUCCCUAGAGAGGUGGUCACAGCACCAGCCUGACAGGGUUGAGGAAGCAUCUGGACAAUGCUCUCGGCCACAUGGGUGCUUAGGGUGUCCUCUGCAGGAAUAAGAGUAAGACUCGAUGAUCUUUGUGGGUCCCUUCCAAUUCAGCAUUGGAAUUGUCAUAUCCUGUGAUUCCUGGUGUGCCAAUAUUCUGGAGAAACAAAGGGGGUGAUCCUUCACCAGGAAGGGGCCUGCUGAAGAUAUCAGCCGAAUUCGUGGGGGAACGGUGGGGAGCAUGUUUUGCCCUAACACAUGUGCAGGGCAAUGGACGCUUUUCCACCCUCACUGAAGUGUCUGAGGUGUCUGAAGGACUUGGUUUGGUGCUUGGUCAUCUGCACUGGGCUCUAGGAAGAGGCCCCAGGAGGUGUACUUUAAGAAUCUUUCAAAACAGAAACAAAAGGAAGUCAUGGAGAAGAAUGGAAACAACCACAAACUUCGUGUUUGUGUUGCUACUUGCAACCGUGCUGAUUAUUCAAAAUUAGCGCCCAUUAUGUUUGGUAUUAAGGCAGAACCACAGUUUUUUGAGCUUGAUGUCGUAGUGCUUGGUUCCCACCUGAUUGAUGAUUACGGUAAUACCUAUCGUAUGAUUGAACAAGAUGACUUUGAUAUUCAUACAAGAUUGCACACCAUUGUGAGAGGGGAGGAUGAAGCAGCUAUGGUGGAGUCAGUGGGCCUUGCAUUAGUCAAGCUACCUGAUGUCCUCAACCGCCUGAAACCUGACAUAAUGAUAGUUCAUGGGGACAGAUUCGAUGCUUUAGCCCUGGCGACAUCUGCAGCCCUGAUGAACAUUCGCAUUCUUCACAUUGAAGGUGGGGAAGUCAGUGGGACCAUCGAUGACUCCAUCAGACAUGCCAUAACCAAACUGGCCCAUUACCACGUGUGCUGCACGAGGAGUGCAGAGCAGCACUUGAUAGCCAUGUGUGAAGACCACGACCGCAUCCUUUUAGCAGGCUGUCCCUCAUAUGACAAGCUGCUCUCUGCCAAAAACAAGGACUACAUGAGUAUUAUUAGCAUGUGGCUAGGUGAAGAUGUCAAAACCAGAGAUUAUAUAGUUGCUCUGCAACAUCCUGUAACCACAGAUAUUAAACAUUCCAUAAAGAUGUUUGAACUGACACUAGAUGCACUCAUCUCCUUCAACAAGAGAACACUUGUUCUAUUCCCUAAUGUGGAUGCAGGAAGCAAAGAGAUGGUUCGUGUGAUGAGGAAAAAGGGCAUUGAACAUCAUCCCAAUUUUCGGGCGGUAAAGCAUGUGCCAUUUGACCAGUUCAUUCAGCUAGUUGCUCAUGCUGGUUGCAUGAUUGGUAACAGCAGUUGUGGUGUCAGAGAGGUGGGAGCAUUUGGUACACCUGUCAUCAACCUGGGGACACGUCAGACAGGAAGAGAAACAGGUGAAAAUGUUCUUCAUGUUCGUGAUGCUGAUACACAGGAUAAGAUUCUUCAUGCCCUACAGCUGCAGUUUGGGAAGCAGUAUCCAUGCUCAAAAAUAUAUGGAGAUGGUAAUGCUGUUCCAAGGAUUUUGAAGUUCCUUAAAUCUAUUGACCUCAAAGAACCAUUGCAAAAGAAAUUCUGUUUUCCUCCUGUCAAAGAUAAUAUCUCUCAAGAUAUUGACCAUAUUCUAGAGACACAGAGUGCGCUGGCAGUGGAUCUAGGAGGAACAAAUCUCCGAGUAGCAAUUGUCAGUAUGAAGGGUGAAAUAGUUAAGAAGUACACCCAGCUCAACCCUAAAACCUAUGAAGACAGACUAGCAUUAAUUCUAAAGAUGUGUGUAGAGGCUGCAUCAGAGGCAGUAAAUGUAAACUGCAGAAUUUUAGGAGUAGGUAUAUCCACAGGUGGACGGGUAAACCCUCGAGAAGGAAUUGUGCUUCACUCUACCAAACUGAUUCAGGAGUGGAGCUCUGUGGAUCUCAGAACUCCUAUAUCUGAUGCUUUGCAUCUGCCAGUCUGGGUGGACAAUGAUGGAAAUUGUGCUGCUCUAGCAGAGAGGAAAUUUGGUCAUGGAAAAGGAAUAGAAAAUUUUGUAACACUGAUUACUGGUACAGGAAUUGGAGGUGGAAUCGUUCAUCAACACGAAUUGAUCCAUGGCAGUUCUUUCUGUGCUGCUGAGCUUGGGCACAUUGUCGUAUCCUUAGAUGGCCCAGAGUGCCUGUGUGGCAGCCAAGGAUGUAUAGAAGCAUAUGCCUCAGGAAUAGCGUUACAGAGAGAAGCUAAGAAACUGCAUGAUGAUGAUCUGCUUUUAGUAGAAGGAAUGUCAAUGAAGGAGGAGGAGAUUGUUAGUGCUGCACACCUCAUUCAAGCAGCUAAACUUGGGAAUAGAAAAGCAGAGAGCAUUCUCAGAACAGCUGGGACUGCAUUGGGCCUUGGCGUUGUGAACAUUCUACACACCGUGAACCCAUCUCUCGUGAUCCUUUCUGGAGUUCUAGCUAACCACUAUGUUAACGCUGUCAAAGAUGUGAUAAAUCGACAGGCGCUGUCCUCUGUUAAAACAGUGGAUGUGGUGGUCUCAAAUCUAGCAGAUCCUGCUCUUCUUGGGGCUGCUAGCCUGGUACUGGAUUAUACUACACGUAGAAUAUACUAGAAGAAUUACAGAAGAGUUAGAGUUGGACUAUUCAAAUUCCUAAUGGGUGGAGGGAAUACUUUGCCCCAAAUUUUAAUUUGAUGAGAGCAGCUAAUGAAUCAGAGUAGUGUUCUGAGUAGUUAGUGACUACUUCAGCAUUUCCUAAUUGAGGUAUUAUCUUUUUGUAUUUUUCCUAAAUUUCAGCUGACUUCAUUGGAAGUAAUGUGCAAUUCUGGUUUUUUUAAGCACCUCUGUUGGUAAGCCUAUAUGUUACUUUUGAGUGUGGCUGAAUUAUUUAUGAGCAUCUCUUGCUGUAUGGGGAUAAUGUGUAUGGUGUGUAAAAUUACUAUAACUCUUGGGGAUCCAUAUCUCAUUUCCCACGUAUGUGAAAUGAGAAGUUUACCAGCUUUUCAGUUUCCAGGAUUCCACCCACAAAGUAAAUAAUGAUGUAAUCACCAGUAGCAGGUAGUAAUUUUUGUGGGUGGAAACAAGGGCCUCUACAAUAAAAAAAGGCUACACCUAGAAAUUCCUUUUCAUUAAGGACAUGGUAAAGGCAACCAAGUUUAUUUAUUACAUCAUCUCUAAAAGACAUAGUCCCAUUUUAGAAUCCUUGUAUAUGAAGGGAAAAAAACGUACAGUUUAGUGAGCUUACAGCCUGCAGAGGAGUCGAAACAAACUGGUGAGUAUAGCAGUGAGCAUCUUUGUCUUCUGGCUAUGGCCAAUAGUAAAUUGGGGGAUUUCUCAAGAGACAUAAUCUGCUACUUUCAGGGAGGCUGCUUCUUCUUUGGUAGCCAGUUAGCUGAAAUUCAGCCACGUGGCACAGCUGAUCAUAAACAACCUUUCACUGCAGAGUGACAUGACACAUCCUCUCAGCCAUUCGGGUGGCUGCAGGUGCACUGCCCUUGUCCUGCUUUCACCAUCAGCUUUCAGGAUGGAAAGUCAAAUCUGACCCUUCUCACCUUCAGAGCAUUCAGAGGCCUAGGAGAAAAGUAUGUCAAAUACCAGUGAAGGCUUGCCUAAGUAAGCAGUGGUUUGCAUUUCUUUAAUGAGUCCUUGAUAUAUAGUGCUGUCUUUAUCCAGCUGCUUUUUUAGCAUACUUUCAAGAUGCUGAAGAAAUUGAAAUACCAACCCAUCUAUCAGCUAAUCCAGAAAGAUAGCUCUGGAGGAACAGUCACAAGACCAUCAUGUCCUGAAUUUAAUGACCUGUCUUGACAUUUAACUCAACCAUGGAUAAUCUCAGAAGUCCAGUAAGGUGUUAGCAUAGGGGCUAUUUGCAUGCUUGAAUUUCUUCUCCAAUCAAAAUGAAACAAUCUUCUGCAACCAUUGCCCUCUGCUAUACAAUGAACUUGGACUGAAUAGCUCCUAGUACACUCGCUAAUUCUGGGAUAUAAUCUACAGAGAUUGUCUUUACUUCACCCUCUCUUCCACAAGGAAUGCUUGUUGGUAACUCACAUCGUCAGAGCAGAUUUCAGGAAUACCACCAGAUCUCCCUCCUGGUGUCUCCAGGAACAAUCACGCAGCCUCUGUACGAUAAUUUUCUCAGAGAAGACUUGGAAAGUAACUGGUUCUUAAUUGUUUGCCAAGUUGUACUAGGCUUUAUCUAACCAAGGAGUUUUAGUUCCUUUUCCUACACAUCUUGGUUUACUUGGUGAUUCCCAUUACCUUCAAUACCAGAGCUUUAGCUCUAUGAGCAGGUCAGGGAGAAACUGCAGUAACAGUAGCUCAGACAAGGAAUAAUGAGGUUAUAACAGUGAGGAGGCCUGUCAUUUGAUCUUUCCAUCCUCUACCGUCAUAAGGAAUGCCUGGCUGGAAUGCCUGGCUAAAAGUGGGACCAGGCUUUUGCUUUCCAGACCCUGUGAAGCUCUGUAUUUCUGGUGUCUCAGAUGUUUUUCCCUAGCAGCUGAAGAGAGGGUACAGGCACAGAAAAAACAUGACAGACUAAAACACAGUUGAAAAGUGUUACACCUUUAACAAACGAUUCUUCAAAUGGUUUUGAAAAUGCUUUUUUUCUGUCAAUUGGCCAAGAACCUGCUGCAUAUGUACAAGUGGUUUAUAAAAUCAGAGAGAAUAAAAAGUCAUAUUUAAUA
Messenger RNA from Poecile atricapillus (Black-capped chickadee), 4957 nucleotides. It is a transcript of the gene GNE, whose product is annotated as glucosamine (UDP-N-acetyl)-2-epimerase/N-acetylmannosamine kinase. Lineage: Eukaryota; Metazoa; Chordata; Aves; Passeriformes; Paridae. The record is from RefSeq and is a predicted model, not a curated record. Gene Ontology annotation, biological process: UDP-N-acetylglucosamine metabolic process. Gene Ontology annotation, molecular function: N-acylmannosamine kinase activity; hydrolase activity, hydrolyzing O-glycosyl compounds; UDP-N-acetylglucosamine 2-epimerase activity. Bases 723 to 2891 code for a protein of 722 amino acids. The transcript is spliced from 12 exons.